GGUGACACUGAGGUGACAGUGACACUGUCCCCACAGGCGGUGGCCGAGCUGGGCUGGUCAGUCCCCACGGCCAUCCAGGCCCGGGCCAUCCCGCUGGCCAUGGAGGGCCGGGAUCUGCUGGCCCAGGCCAGGACGGGCUCCGGGAAGACGGGAGCGUACGGAUUGCCCGUGCUGCACAAAGUGCUGGCCAUCAAACAGGUUCCGUCGGCGGAGCUGGCACGGCAGGUGGGGCACGCCCUGCGGGGCCUGGCCGCCUUCUGCGGCCGCCAGCUGCGCGUGGCCGAGCUCUGCGGCCACUCGGACCUCGCUGAGCAGCGGCCGGUGCUGAUGGAGCAGCCGGACAUCGUGGUGGGCACUCCCGGCCGUGUCCUGGCUCACGUGGCCGGGCAGGCUCUGGCCCUGCGGCCGUCCCUGGAGGUUCUGGUGCUGGACGAGGCGGAUCUGCUGCUCUCCUUCGGCUUCGGCGACGACAUCAAGGCCCUGCUCUGCCACCUGCCCAAGAUCUACCAGACCCUGCUGGUGUCGGCCACCCUCAACCCCGAGCUGGAGGCGCUGCAGGAGCUGGUGCUGCACAACCCC
Molecule: messenger RNA, 579 nt
Organism: Pseudopodoces humilis (Tibetan ground-tit)
Lineage: Eukaryota; Metazoa; Chordata; Aves; Passeriformes; Paridae
Source: RefSeq, a predicted model, not a curated record